Molecule: messenger RNA, 1152 nt
Organism: Symbiodinium necroappetens
Lineage: Eukaryota; Dinophyceae; Suessiales; Symbiodiniaceae
Source: the annotation of a GenBank genome assembly
GCGCUGCAGUUGGCCGUGCACCUGUACGACGCGCUGGACUACUGGCAACAGUCCCAAUUUGGAGGGGCGAUUGCUGUGCACAAUGGUACGCAAACCGAGCCGGAGGAGGAGCAAGCUGGCACCCUACAACGUCCUCUACGUGAACGAGCAGAACAGGAGGGGGAAGCGGAUGAGCCCCAACAGCGGGGGAAGACCAAUGCUACAGCCACCCGCAAGUGGAGAGGACUGGCGGGAACAACCGCAAGCCAAGCCGAAGCUGUGCUGGGGAGUCUGGACCUCACCGACGUGGGGGAGGCCACACUCCCAAACCAACCUGGAACAGUGGCCUCGCAAGCCACUACUGUGCCAUGGCUGCCAGCACCUGCAAUGGACGCCGCGGGGGAGCUUCCCGAUACAGUCCCCGAGGAUGGGGGAGACAAGGACACCAACGGGGAGAGCUCCUGUGAGGAAGAAGCCAUUUCGAUGGAGUUCCCCAUGUUCACCAUUCCAGUCGAGACACUGCUGAAGAUGACGACAAUAGAACCGCACGAGGAGCUUCAGGCCCAGGGAUCUCUCGUUGUCUUCGACCGGAGCAUGGGGAACGCAGCUUUCGUGUCGCAUCAGUGGCUGUCGAAGCACCAUCCGGAUCCAGAGCUGAAGCAAUUAAGGGUUCUGCAGGAUGCACUGCGGCAUCUUCUGCAUAAGCUGACCUCUGUUCCCGUGGAUCCGCUCACCGAAGUCUAUGUACCCACGGCUCAGUCUCUCCCACUCCGCGACUUCCAGUCGAAGCUGCUUUAUUUGUGGUACGAUUAUUUCUCCUGCCCGCAGCUUGGGCAAUCAGGUGAGAGCCGGAGGGCGGGCCGCUCGGGGAGUCAGUUAGCUGAUGCAAUCGACAGCAUUCCGGCCUACGUCGCAGAGUGCUCAUACUUUUUGGGGCUUUGCCCUGUGGUUGACUGCCCAGAUGACGGGAGGGUCCUGGGCCCCAUCAGCUGGGCUCAAAGAGGCUGGUGCCGUGUUGAGAGAGUUUUGCGGGAGCUCUCGCGAGACGGCAGCUGGAUCCUCAUUCAAAGCGACGAGUCCUUGGCGCUUGUCGGCACAGAGCUUGCCUUCGUUAGUGGCGCCGUCGGUGAGGGCGAGUUCACGCUGGCGCAAGACCGUUUCAAGCUUGCCCCA